AGGUCAGGAACCAUAACACAACUAGAGGCCAGGAACGCAUUGCGCAAUCUCAGGCUAUAUGUUUGAGAGGGCACGACCAAGACCGACAAAGACAGAGAGCUGCAUGCGACGAGCAGCAUGAGGAGAAAUGUCGUCGCCACGUGGGGUAGUUAAUAGACCCCAAUCGAUCUAGAUUCCCCUCUGAUCGGGUCCUUGAGCGAGCGAGCUGAGGUUUUAUUUCUCCCCGCCUCCAUUCCAUGCUAGACAGCACAGGGCGGCGCUGAAUGGAACGUUGCUGAUAUGUCGCGGGGACAACGACCGACAGAUGUCGGUUUCGGGAUGCGCCGCCUUGUCGCUCGGUAUAACCACUUUCCCGAGGAAUCGCAAGAAGACCGCCACCUGACGAACACCAUGAUCAGAAGGCAAUUCCAGGCGUAGACUCCAAUGUGCAGGAUAUGCUGAGGCACCUGCUUGAUAACGUUUUCGGCCAGCUUAGAUACGACGUACCGUAUGGUGAGCCUAUGUCUUCCUUCAACUUGCAUCAUCCUGCCUUUGUGCAUCAAACAGCACCUUAUGGCUGCUUAGAGUUGCAAUGUGCACCGGCAGAAGGCGCUAGAGCUGUACAAGCUUUGCUGUAGCCUUUCUCGUAGAUCGCCACAUGUGCGAUAGGCAACCCUAUGUUCAGCCUGAAUUCAGUCGCAACUAGCAAAUGUUCGCGGUUCAAUGACCUGAAAUCAUGAUGAGCCAACUCCCCCAUUUCAUUAUUUUGGCUUGGCGUUGCUGCCCAUCUGAAGCUUCUCCACCCUCCUCGCUUCUUAUCUGGUUAGAAACGGCAUGGUAACGUAUAAUGCAGCUCGUGCAAGAUCCCGUGCAGAGAUACGCUUACCGUAUAUAAGAUGUUCAAGAAAUAUCGUCUGCUCUUCGGUCGUGUGGUUUUCUCUGCUCAGUCCUCUCUACUCCUCGAUUGAAUCGGCGUAGCCAUGUUCUCCUCUGCUGUCCGCUCUGCAUUGGUUGUCCUUGUGGCUUCUGCCAUCGCGGUCUCCGCUACUCCCGGUCUCUCACUCAAGGUCUCUGGCCCUACUGAUGUUGAGGGUGUCGACAAGUUCAAGGUCAUCGCUACUAUCAUCAACACUGGUGAUGAGACCUUGAAGAUCUUGAAUGAUCCUCUUUCGCCUCUCUCUAACUUGCCCACCGAGACCUUUGCAAUCUCGCGCGAGGAGACUGGUGCUACACCCAAGUUCUCUGGCGUGAAGGUGAAGUACGUUCCCGAGAUUGCCGCCAAGGUCGGCGAUGAAAAAGCUUUCACGAUCCUCGCUCCUGGCCAGUCCGUGUCUCUUGAGCACGAUCUCUCGUCUGCAUACAACUUCACUUCGUCGGGAGAGGGCAAGUACACCGUCGAGGCGAACAACCUCUUCCACAUUGUGGACCCGGCCACCAACGCUCCAGUAGCCCUUCGCGCUGACGCCGAAGUUCACUCUGCUGCUAUCACGGGCACCCUCGCUAUCGCCCGUCGCAGCAACACCCGUCUGACCAAACGAGCAACUUUCACCGGUUGCUCAUCGUCUCAACAAUCCACUCUCAACACGGCAGCUUCUUCUGCCCAAAGCUACGCUGCCAGCUCACUCUCAUAUCUCCAACAACACACUUCCUCAACUACUCGUUACACAACUUGGUUCGGUACCUACACUGCAGCUCGUCACAGUACCGUGCUCUCGCACUACACGAACUUGAACGGGAACACCUACUCAUCGUAUCACUACGAUUGCACUUGCACUGAUUCCGGUGUUUACGCUUAUGUCUACCCCGACGAUUUCGGUCACGUCUACCUCUGCGGUGUUUUCUGGCAAGCUCCCAACACUGGCACCGAUUCUAGGGCUGGAACUCUCAUUCACGAGAGCUCUCACUUUACUAGCAACGGUGGUACUGAUGAUAUCGUCUACGGCCAAACGGCUGCGAAGAACUUGGCCCAGAGUAAUCCUAGCCAGGCUAUUAUAAACGCUGACAGCCACGAGUACUUCUCCGAGAACAACCCUGCGUUGGCAUAAGGAAUGUGCCAAUACUUGCGAAGGAAUUAUCAAUGUAUCGGUAUCAUGUAUGCUAUAGCUUUGACGUGAUACAAAAUAUUGUGUUUUCUUGUCGAUUUCAAUGCAUGGCUUGAUUGCAAAGAA
Molecule: messenger RNA, 2147 nt
Organism: Somion occarium
Lineage: Eukaryota; Fungi; Basidiomycota; Agaricomycetes; Polyporales; Cerrenaceae
Source: the annotation of a GenBank genome assembly